Corticium candelabrum is the source of this 1223-nucleotide messenger RNA. RefSeq lists its product as uncharacterized. NCBI's taxonomy places the organism in Eukaryota, Metazoa, Porifera, Homoscleromorpha, Homosclerophorida, Plakinidae. The transcript is spliced from 4 exons. The coding region runs from base 60 to 983 and encodes 307 amino acids. The record is from RefSeq and is a predicted model, not a curated record.
UUGUGUGUGGUUAUCUAGAUUCUCAAUCAACAAAGAGCAUUUAGUUGUUCAAAACUGUAAUGCAGGUUUAUCAAGCAGUAGUCAAUAUAGCUUUGCAUUGCUACUGUGUAUCAGCAAAUGUAUUACAUAUAGUGAAUGUUGUGUGGGAUAUACAUAGGGCCUCAGUGGGUUCAGAUAUGGUCUGGUGUUGUAUUAGCAUAUCAAUUCUGUAUACUAAUUUUUGGUUUGGUUGUUCUAUGAACGCUUUUGUCUCUUUGAUAGCCACGGCAGUGCUGGCUCAAGAGGUUUCUGAGCUUAUGUUUCAUGAAGGCCAUAAUGGUGUAUUGGAGUGUCCUCGUGACAAUCUCAACACGACGAUCGGGCAACUGUCAUAUGUCUGGUAUUAUAAUGAUAAGUUGAUCGAUGAAGAUAAUGAUGCCUUUGAGUGGGAUGAGACUAGAAGACGUCUAUUCAUACUGAAUGUAACAAAAGUUUAUGACUUCAGUCGAAUCAAGUGUUCGAUUGGGAACACAACUAAAGUACAUGAAUUUGUUAUUUGUGUAAAAGAACGUCUGGUUCCUAGAAUUCAGCUAAAUGAGACAUCUUAUACAAUAUGUGAAGGGAGACAAGUCGAUUUACCUUUAUGGGUGGAAAACUUUGACGGUAUACUUCCAGAUAUGGAGGUUCUCUUGAACAACAAAUCUGUUCCUAUUUCCUCGUGGUCUUACAACCACACAGGACGGCUAUUUAAACUACUUCCAACAUCAAAUAUGUCCUUUGCUGGUGGAUGGUCCAUUAUUGUAAGGAACGAGAGAGAUGAAGCGAUGGCUAAUCUUACUAUUGAAACGGAAAAGUGUUGCUGCAUUCUAGACAUUGAAUUGGACAACCAUUGCACUACAGAAUGUCCUAAUAAAAAUGGAUCGAUUUCAAGUUUUGGAGAAGGAAAACGCGUGCUUUUCUGGAUCUUAAUAGCCACCUUGUUUAUCUUAUUUCUUAUUGGAUAAACUGGAAGGUGUAGAAGGGCGUUGACGGCCCAUACUCUAAUGAGUCUGAUCGAUAAAUGAAUUUUAGUGCAAUGCUUUGAAAUUGGAAGACAAUUUUCUGGGAUAGCUGAUUUAAAAUGUGUGAAAACGUGAUUGAACCACAUUGUGUAGACUAUAUGAACUGUAGUGCUUAAUAAUGACAAAGAUUUUUAAAGCAUGUAUCCUGCAUCACUAAUCUACUUUCUUCUUUAGCAGUAUGUA